UUAACAGGGUUUUUUGUUUUGCAAAAAUUAGGGUUAGGGUUUAUCGCGCGAUGCCUGCGAAGGCCAAGGCGAAGGCCGUGGCAUCGGAUUCGGACGAGGAUUCCUGGGACGAUGAGGAGGCGGGAUUCGGGCAAGAGACGCAGCAUUUGCUCCAGGAGCAAAGCUCUGAUGGCCCGGAUGAAGUGGAAACCUUUUCGAAGUCGGAUGGAAGGCUCCGGUUGAGGCCAGAUAUAUCACUUGAAGGGAAGGAGUAUUCCGGUCGCAAGAGCAGCAGAAAGAAUGCUUUUGAUGGGAUCAGUGACGACGAUUUUCACGAUCGGGAUGAUCUACAACCAGCUUUCAGCGAGGAGGAGGACGACGACGAAAAACAAGUAGAAAAGAACGUUCUUGAUGACGAUUUUGAAGCCGUCAACAAGGAAUACGAAGAUCUUAAUAAAGAAGAACAAGAGAUGUUGAAGAGCUUGAGAGGACAGAAUGAUGUGGAUAUACGGAAAGGCCGAGCAGUGAAAAACCAGAUGGAAUUGUGGGGCAGCGCUUUGCAUAUGCGAAUUGCGUUGCAGAAGAUAGUUGCAGGAUCCAAUCUGCUACCACAGGAGGAAGCGUCGAGCCCAAGCGAAGCACAACAAACGCUGAAAGCGGCGGCCUUGCAGACCCUUGAUUCGCUUCUGGAUCUAGAAAAGGCAUUGCUGGAACAAAACCGGGAGGCACUCGAUGCUUACAGAAAAGAUUCGGACGUGGAACAGGAAACCCAUAGCGUCUCAGAUAGCCUGGACUCAGCUUGGCAAAGAUUAAGCAACUCGUAUUCAAGGCUUAUUCCGUAUAGAGAUCGUACGGUCGAUAGAUGGCACAGAAAGACUCAAAUAUCUUCAGGCGCUGCGGCAUCGCGAUCGAAGUUAAAAGCUUUCAAUCAGAGUAUUUCACAACAAGUAGCAGCAGCAAUGAAGGACACGCCGCGUUUCAUAGCAAGAAUGAUGCGCUCCGAACCUUUGAAAACACAGACGGACACAAACGAUAUGGAAGCAAAGACUAAUGAAACUAAGGUGUUUGAUGAUUCCGAGUUCUAUCAGCAGCUUUUACGUGAAUUUCUCGAGUCUUCAAAUCCCACUGGCCUCGACCAUGACGCAGUUCGAAAGCUCCGGAGCAAGAAAAGGAAAAACGUAGAUCGUCGCGCUUCUAAAGGCCGAAAGACAAGAUACACUGUCCAUGAGCCACUGGUAAAUUUCAUGGUUCCUGAACCGAUGGUACUACCACCUAUGGCUACAAAACUAUUCACCAGCCUGUUUGGAAGUAAACCUGCGACUUCUGCCGUGAAUCUGGAAGCAGCAGCGUGAUGUUAUGGGAGAACAAGGAAAAAAAAAUAGAACUGAAAGUCAGGACGAUGCAACGCUCGCCCUCGUUAAUUUCAA
Selaginella moellendorffii is the source of this 1406-nucleotide messenger RNA. RefSeq names its product protein bfr2-like. NCBI's taxonomy places the organism in Eukaryota, Viridiplantae, Streptophyta, Lycopodiopsida, Selaginellales, Selaginellaceae. Gene Ontology annotation, cellular component: nucleolus; nucleus. The transcript is spliced from 14 exons. The record is from RefSeq and is a predicted model, not a curated record. Bases 51 to 1331 code for a protein of 426 amino acids.